This is a messenger RNA of Aspergillus candidus, 1076 nucleotides long. RefSeq lists its product as uncharacterized. The record is from RefSeq and is a predicted model, not a curated record. The transcript is spliced from 4 exons. Bases 115 to 621 code for a protein of 168 amino acids. NCBI's taxonomy places the organism in Eukaryota, Fungi, Ascomycota, Eurotiomycetes, Eurotiales, Aspergillaceae.
GCCAAGCGGUCAGUUAGCUCCGCAUGUUUAUUGCACCCACUUAGUCAGGAACUAUUCCAUCAUUACUUCUACAACUACAACCACAGCAACGAAUUCUUUAUUGAAAUAGAUGCCAUGGGGAAGACAAAGAAUGCCUCCAAACCGCUAACAGAGGAAGAAAUCUGGGACGACUCGGCGCUCGUGCAGAGCUGGGACGAGGCCGUCGAGGAAUACAAGCUCUACCACAGCAUCCACGCUAAAGGGGAAAAUGUUGAUGAUGUCUUGAGAGAGGCUGAAGAUGCUGAGCAGGCGGGUCGGGGGGAUGAUGUGCAGGUUGAUGCUAUGGAAGAAGGGGAAGAUGGAGAAGCCGUCGAGGCUGAGAGUCAGAAAGCUGAGGUGUCAGAGGCUAUGGAAGAACCUGCUGCAGCGUCUAACCCGCCACCGGUUAGAGGGAAUCAGCAGCAGGCCGGUCCCACGGCAGCAACACCAACACCAAUAACAGCCACGCCUAUGCCACACCCAAUGCUCUCACAAGUUCAAGACGAAGGGCUAAAGAACCUAAUGAUGUCCUGGUAUUAUGCUGGGUACUACACCGGUCUCUAUGAGGGGCAACAGCGGGCGAACAAAACCGACAACCCAUGAGUGUGUUUUUUUAUUCAUCUUCUGCUCCUUCUUAUAAAUCUUUUGGGACACGAUUAGCAGAUUGAAAAAGAUUUCCGUUGCUAGCUGGGGUAGACUGCCUGUGCACGCCUGGUGAUCGCUAGCAAUGUACGGAUCAGUCAGCCAGUCAGUCAAUCAAUCAGCCGAGAGAGGGAUUGCGGUACUUGUAACCAACCGGUUGACAUGGGGCUAACUGACUGGCAUCAUCACGGGAAUUAAAUGAGAAGACACGAGGCUUGCUGCUACUUGUGUCGCUAGGUCUUGUUCAUGAGGGUUUAGUCCUGCUUAGGUCUUGGGAUGAGCGCAUAGUGGAUCGGAGAGAUAGAGAGCAUCACGGGCAUGUUGUUUCUUCCAGGAAGUUGCGGCUUUGGUUUCAUGUACGACGGGCUAUGUAAGGUGUGUGGCCAAGAUCACUGGACACGGUGAUCCGGAUCAGC